Pseudopipra pipra is the source of this 13732-nucleotide messenger RNA. RefSeq names its product leptin receptor (gene LEPR). Gene Ontology annotation, cellular component: membrane; external side of plasma membrane; signaling receptor complex. The record is from RefSeq and is a predicted model, not a curated record. Gene Ontology annotation, molecular function: cytokine receptor activity; cytokine binding. Gene Ontology annotation, biological process: cytokine-mediated signaling pathway. The coding region runs from base 8673 to 12119 and encodes 1148 amino acids. The transcript is spliced from 19 exons. NCBI's taxonomy places the organism in Eukaryota, Metazoa, Chordata, Aves, Passeriformes, Pipridae.
UUAUAUGUUGGUUUGUUGGUUUGGGUUUUUUUUAACACAACCUGGUUUAAGGAUAAAUUUGAGUUUGCAUUUUAUAACCACAGCACUGCCUAACUGUUAAAACUUAAUCUCUCAUCCAAGGGGGAGGCUUGGCCUUGAAUUUGGGGUUGUGUUGAGGUGCUGGAUGCAGAAUUGUGUUGUUUGUAGCCACUUUUCUGUCAAACGCACAAGUGAAAGCAGAGGGCUUGGCUGGAAGGACAAAUUCGUUCCACCUUGGAGUGUAGUGAGGAUUAUCCAGAGCCUAAGGAGAACAGGUGUAUGGACAGCCUUGAGAUUGAGUCCUUAUUUCCUGAGGAAUUGGCACAUGCUCUUAAGGAAUGUGCCUUUUGACAUUGUGUAUUAAUUCUGAUACAAAUCCAGCAUUACUAGAUAAGGCCAGUAAUCACACACCAGGAUGCAUCUCAUUCAUCUCCCAGUGCAACUGUCACAGCAGAAGCAUCUGGAUUAUAUCCCUGAUUUGCCCCUGUGUAGAGAAAAAUGUUAAAAAUUCACCAUUUAUCUUCACUUAAAAGCUUAACCCCAAAUCCCCUAAAAAUCAGCAAAAAGCCUCCUGGUGGUUUCAGUGAAUUCUGUCUGAGAUCCUGCUCAGAUGUGAACAUGGAACAAAAUAUCUGACUAAAAAUCAUUGUGUCUACAUUAAACAGAAAAUUCUGUUUUCCUGCAGCAAUUCACCUAAAAGACUGAAAAAACCAGAAUAUCUUACAGAAAAACUUUGCUCUUGGAAAUCAGUUGUUUGAGGGUUGAAUUGGACUAACUGAUAGUGGUAGAUUGAUCAUGAUUAGUGAGAGGACUCCAGCAUCGAUAAAUCAGUCAAUCCUGAACUACACAGUGAGUUCCUUGUGCUAAAUCUUAAAGGCUCUGUUAAUUUUUAAAAGAGUUUUAAACUUUUCCCCUAGCUCUGAUUUGGCAUAUUUGGAUGGUUUUUAAUGUUCUGUUUUAAAUAGAAACUCUCAGUUGUGUCUUAAGCUCUGUACAGGGUAGAACAAUUGUUAUUAAAUAUAAAACCCUAAAGUCUGCUUAUUAAUUCUUGAAAGUAAGUGCUCUGGAAGGGUUUGUUCAAAAACAGUUUCUCAAAAUUUGUGUACCUUGGAAAAUGGCCCAGUUAGUUGAAUUUUAGUUUCAUCUUCUGUUCAUACAGUGAUUGAUUCUGACAAGUGAUGGAAGUCACAGUUAAUGACAGCACUGAUCCCUCUGCACCCUCCUUUUCCUUUAGUGACGAGAAUAAUUACACCUAAAACAGAAAUAAAGCCAAUUUUGGGGGAUCAUUUACAAACAGAUCCUGAACUUUAUGAUUCUCUGCAGAAGGCUUUGUGUGAGUAAAUCAAAGGGUAAAACCAUCAUUCUUCCACCUGUCUGUCUGAUAUUGCAGUGCCUGAUGUUAUUGUACCCAGCUCUUCUCAGUUUUGUGUGAGGUGGUACAGGUUACUGGAGAUAAUUGCAUUUUCUGGUCUGCAGUAGGCAGGUAAUGAGGAAUUUUGUGGGUAAACUUGUUUUGAGGGUCAGUCAGUGCCUGUUUUCCUGUAGCACUUUAAGUAAUCAUGUUAAGUUGAUAACAGUUACCUUUCAAAUUGCAGUAAUAGGUCAUUCCUUGUGGCUGUAUUUUUAUUUGGAGCAGGAUUUAGUCUAUUUUGUUCCCAUUUAGACAUCAAAACUUCUGACCCAAAAUGAAACCUUUUGGAGUUACUUUUAUGAAUCAUGUUUGAUAGUAAUUUUUUUCUCCUUUAAGCCACAUACAAAGAAACUGGAAUUGAGGGAGUAAAAAGUGAGUAUGUGGAGGGGGGAAAACUGAUGCUUAGCUGGGUUUUUCAUGGGUACCAUAUUAUUAGUUCAUGGGUGCCAUAUUAUUAGUAGCCAUUCAGAUAUCCUGUGGCCAGAUCCAUGAUGGAAUAACGCCAGAUUCCCUUUCUGAAGGGAAAGCCUGUCUGAACAGAGUAAUCAGAUUUGUGUUUGACACUCUUCAAGUGGAGACGUUUUGGCUCAAAUACCUAAUCAAUAAGGGAGACUCUUCAUGUUUGGACAUGGAGAGUAUCUGUAAAUGUACAAAACUGUGACAUUUUAAACAGAGUGCAAGGCCUGGGAUAUGAGUGAAAGACUGGAGUAUGUUCUGAAUCGUUUCUGCUCUUGUCUAGUCUUGAGGUGAAAUGAAAGUUCUGCAUCCAGCAGGGCGUUUGUGUGUGUGGAAGGACUGAAAUUUGUGUCUGCUCCCCUUGAGAGCCAGACUUCAAAGGUCUGGUGUUUGGUGGCGUCCUUGCCAAAGAACCCAGAGUGACAGAGCUGAUCCCUUCCCUGCUUGUUCUUCUCACCUCCUCCAACAUCAGCACUGACUUAGCCUUCACCUGCUUGUGCAGGAGCAUGAGGCAAAGGGGGGUGGGACUGUCUGAGGAGUCGUUUCCCAUGGGGAAUUCAUGUGGGAAUUAAGCCAUACAGAACACCUUCUCCAUGUGCUACUCCCAGGCUAAUCCACAUGGCACCAAAAACUGAGGCUGUUAUAACAGGGAGCAGCUGUCCCAGGCAUUACUUGAGUGUGGUGCCCCUGCCUUACUGCUCCCAUUUCUCUGCCAAGGAGAGGGCAAUAUUUUCAAAAUCCAGUGUCCAAGUGCUCUCACCAGCCCCUAAGCCUGAGGGUCUGGCACCCAUCCUGCUGGCAGCACCAUCCUCUCCACAGGGACUUCACCCCUCUUUCGUGGGGACUCUGUCCCUGUUGACCCUUUCCCUCCUGUCGGAAUCCCAUGAUCAUCCCUUUGGUCACACUUCUUCUGUGCCAGCACUAUCUGGACACAUCAUUUCCACCCUGGCAGGGUCCAUUUGCUUGUUGUUCUUGCCUUUUCCCAUAUCUGCCCCUUCCUAACCCAUUUUUUCCUGUUUUCUCACCACACACUCUAUAACCUUUUACUUUUCUCCCAUGCUGUUCCUUCUCACGCAUUACUGUUUGUCCAGAAAAUAAGUCAUGCAGAAUGUCAACAUCUCACCAUAUGGAUCCAGCCAUUCCCCACCUUUUUUCCCCACUCUGUUUUUCUGAUUUCCUUCCAAAACAAUUGGCCACUUGCGUUGGAAUAUUCCCUGAUGUUUUGAAAUUGGGAUCUGGCUCUGAGAAGUUACUGAGACAGAAGUGUCUUUGCUGCUGCACAUGAUGUCUCAUCACUGCAGUGCAUCUGGUUUUGGGAUGUGUGUAAGAUGUGCUUUCUAAUAGGUCUUGAUCACAGUGCAUCUUAUUAGGGAUGAAAUACUGCCAAGAUUUUGGAGACUGAAACCCAGAUUCUCCAGGGUUGAUGCUGAAUUACCUAAAAUUAGUGCCUAAACUUGUGGUUAGUAGUAGCUGAAAACUGGGCACACUAUGGUAGGACUUUGCUUCAUUUUUAGGUAAAAUGAUCUGAUUUUAGAGAAGAACAAUGCAUCUGAAAACAACCAUGAAAGAUGUGUGAUGUUCUCUUAUUUAGGAUUUUUUUCCCUUUUAGAGUGGCUGGACUAGGUAGAUGAGGAUCCUUGUCCCCAUUCUCUUAAGUUCACCAGUUUUCAUGAAAAAAUGGUGGCUUUUUUCCAUCAAGUAGAUGAUCUUUAAGGUCUCUUCCACCCCCAACCAUUCCAUGGUUUUAUAUAUAUUAUGGGCAUGAAGUAUCUAAAGUUUCUUUUUGGUGUUGACUGAAACUCAUCACUGAUAUGAAGUAAAAUCCUGUUUCCAUAGCCAAAAGCACAAAAGUUUGAAUUACACCAUUUUAUUGGGUGUUUUUUUCUCUGAGUGCAUGAAUGUCACAAGCUGAACUUCUGCCAGGUUUAGAAACAUCUAAGUUGCUAAAAGGCCUAGGUUUUUUUUUCUUGAAGGCAUUUAUUCAAAAUACCUUCUCAUUUUCUCCCCCAUUUAUCUCUCUUGCCAGUUCUGUUCUGUGAAUUCAUCUCCUCUGGGCUCGAUGACACACUUGAGAAGCUCAGAUUGGUGCCAGGUUUUAGAAAGUGCUUCUGCAAAUAGAUUUCCACCACGACCCCCUUGGGGAAAAAGUAGUGGUAUUUACUUUCUUCUCACUGUGUCUGAGUGGUGCUCUCAUCCUGGUAGGGAUUGUAGGGCUAACAGACUAAACAAGGCUCUUCUUUGGAAUUAAAAGCAAAUCCUGGUUUUCUCAUGGUUAUGACAUCAGCAAAGCAUAACUUUCCAUGACCAGCAGCAUUUGGGCUGUGCCACAGUCCCAUCCAUGCAGGUUUUCACUACAAUCUGAUUUAAGUGUGUGUUCAGCAGGAGGAAAAAUAGAAGGAAAAAGCAAGUCAACCCACUGGAGAGGUGUCUGAGUUACCUUCACUCUUUGUUAUCUUCUGCUCCCUGUAUUUUCCAGCUGUAAUUCCUGUGAGGUCCAGGCAUGAUCUCAGUUUAGUGGAAUUGAGAACCCUGGGUGUUUUCAUUUCUCCAUCUGCCCCAAAGGGUCAUGUUUUGCUAUGUAAAUACCUUCCUUCUUUAGAGUAAGAACAGAGUUUAACCAUGAAAACCUCAUGGAAAGUGUGGUAGGUCUUCCAGCACUAAACCAGGGCUCUGCAAGCUCAGGAGCAUUAGGAGCUCUGUCUUGUUUACUUAUUGUAGGGUUCAUAAAGUAAACAAAAGGGUGGAAAUAAAGCAGAGAUACAGAAGCAUUUCAUAACAAAUAUACUGAUAAGAGGCUGGAAUAAAAAUGGAAGAGGCAGCAGAGGAGAACUUGGAAUGAGCUGUGAUGCUUUGCCAUUCUAACAGGCUAAAAUAAAAGGUGUGGAGGGGACUGUUUGUCCAAGGAAGUAAUAAUAAUCUGUCAUUUUACCAUGAUUCCUACAGGAGAAAACUAAAUUACAGCAGGACUAGAAAAGCAAAAUUUGUCUUAUUUCCUAGACUUGCAGACUGGUUUGGGUUGGAAGGAACCUUAAAGCCCAUCCAGUUCCACCCACUGCCAUGGGCAGGGACACCUUCCACUAGACCAGGUCGCUCCAAGCCCCAACCAGCCUGGCCUUGGACACUUCCACUGUUCUUUUUACAUCCUGUUCUCCCUGGAACCAGGAGUCAUGUUCCCACACACAGGGCUUAGUCAUUUAAAAGAAAAUUAGAUCAAAUGUACUUUAAUUUCUAAGCUGAGAAGGAAAAUAUUUAGGAAAAAAAAGUUUAUUAGAAAACAGGAUUGUCAUUUAAAAUAUUGCAGGAGUGAAGUACAAAGGUGAAUGGAGCAGAUGGGUUUUCUGUACCUCAGAGGCAGCAGAAGUACAAUCUCUGAUGUAAAUGUUACUAUAGUAACUGGUGUUUUUAUUUAAAAGCCCAGUAAAUAGAUAUGUCAAAAUGGAAGUUAAACUACAGAGCCUGCUACUUGAAGGACCACUUUUUUUUUGUCCAACUUGUAUUUUUGCUGCAAUUUCCCCCUUGAAUGCACUCAGCAUCUUCUUCUUGCCAAAUUACACUUCAGCCUUUGGGAAAUAGGCCUCACUAAUGGUGACAGCACUAAUUACCUGGGACCUCUCCUGCAGCCAUGAGAAGGCUUAAAAAGGGAUGAAAAUCCCCUGUAAUGAAUUUUCUAUAGAUCAUUCCCUUCUGCCUCCUUUGAAAGCUUGUUUCUAGCAGCUAGAGCUAUCUAACCAUAAAAAGAAUUAGGAAUAUGUUGUGAAAUAUUAGAUUUUCCUUCUGCCUAUUCCACUGGUGCAGCUGAAUGGGAGAGAAGUGUCCCUUGGAACACUUGGAAAGCCAAGGGUGUUUAGUGCCACUAAGUUUUCCUCCCUUUCUUCCUUCCUCCCACUCCAUGAGCAGCUGCUGUGGAGCUCCCAACCCAGUGCUGUUCCCUGGGGUGGCAGUUCUGCCUUCUCAAAUUAUACUUGGAUUAUAAAGUAAUUACAGAUCUGCAUAAAUGAAGAGUCAUAUCUUUAUGAAUAUCAAGGUUUUAUGCUUUUUAUGCUCAUCCUUUCCAUUUGGAAAACUUCCCUGGGCUUGCUGUGGCAUAAACUUGUGUUGGUUACUUAAAAGAUGAGUAAUUUUGACAAGGGCCUGGAGUGACAGGAUGAGGGGGAAUGGCUUCACACUGGAAGAAAGUAGGUUUAGAUGAGAUAUUGGGAAAGAAUUUGGCUGUGAGGGUGGUGAGGCCCUGGCACAGGUUGCCCAGAGCAGCUGUGGCUGCCCCAUCCCUGGAAGUGUCCAAGGCCGGGUUUGGUGGGGCUUGGAGCGACCUGGAAUAGUGGAAGGUGUCCCUGCUCAUGGCCAGGGGUGGAACAGACUGGGCUUUAAGGUCCUUCCCACCCAAACCAUUCCAUGAUUCUAUGAUCCCUGCAUGCUUUUUGGAAGAGGGAACGUCCCCUCAUAGCAAAUUUGGAAAGUAUCUAAACCAAGAAGUUCACUGGAGAAAUGGUUUAAGGUUAAUACAGUUCUGCAAUAUGAGGCAGGUUUUUCAUUAAUACUAAAUUUAACCCCAAGGGCAGAAAAAGGAGAAGAUCUUCUCAUAUUACACCUUGUUCUUGAUGAUGACAGAAAGUGAGUCAAUGUAUUGAUAUCCCUGUCUUGCUGCAGCACCUCUGCUGUUAAAUGAUGGGAUUCGUUCCUUUGUGCCUCUAAGGUGAAUCACUGUCAACAAGGUUUGGACACCUAACAAGGACUGAUUCUGUCCUGGAAGGUAAAGGUGUGUGCUCUGAGAGUUUCUCCAGCCAAAGCAACACUUAAACCUUUUGUCCUUUCAUGAAACGAGUCCACAGAGAACUUCUGAAUACUGGGGAGGAAUUAAUCCUGCUCUAAAUCAGACAGGUGGAUUAUUUUUGUUAAAUGAAUAGACUUACACCCCCACCUGGCUCUACCCUCCUGUCAGGGAGUUGUAGAAGAGUGAUAAGAUCAGCCUUAGUAGGUCUCCAGAAAAGAUGAUCUAUGAAGACAGAAAGAACUGGACCUUAAGUUUGCACAAAGGAUGAUUGGUAUGAGACAACAAUGUAAGACACAUGAAAGAAUUCUGAAACGAGGAAAUACCUGUCUUCCUAUGUCUAUGAAAAGAGGAUUAAACUUUAGGAAGAUUUAGUUUAGAUAUUAAGGGAGGAAAAAACCCUUUAAAAAUAAAUAAAUAUGCAUGAGUGGAGGCUGCGUAGGGGUUUUUUUUCUGGUUCACUGAACUCUGUGGUACACAGGGAAGUGAAAAAAAACUUGCUCUGUGAAAUGUUUAAGAUGUUCUAACCUAAAUAAAAAGGGGUUUUCUAGUGGUAGCUUUUGACAGCUUUUGCUUGUGCUGUGUAAGUCUGGGACACAAAAACUUCAGUGGUUUCCUAACCUCAGGCACAAGUUGUAUGUGGUCAGAUUUCCCAAACUGAGGUAUUAGAACACAGAAACAUUUUAAAAAUAGAAUUUAUCAAUUAAGAGAUGGUGGUCAUUUUAACAAGGAGCGAAAUUGGCUGAUGCUGCUUUGAGGAAAUGGAUCAUGAAUUACAGAAAGUCAAUAAAUAAAUUAAAGCCAAGCAGUGGUUUUGUUCCAAGAACUGUUUACACCAUUCAAAAAAUAGUUACAGUCUGGUUGCUUGAGAAGAGCUUGCAGUAGGUAAAUAUAAAUAUUUUUCUCCAUACCUCAUGAAGCAGAGAUACUGGUUUUGCAUUUCUUUUAAAAUAAUAUUGCUGAAAAGAAAAAAAAGUUUAAAAACCCCCUCAGCUGCACCCAUCUGGGACUUAUCAGUCUGUGCUUUGCUAGUUCUAAACUCUUGCUGUCUUUUCCAAAAGGAUGAGCACAAGAAAGAUUAAAGGUGCAUUGAAUCAUUAAGGUUAGAAAAGACCUCCAAGAUCAUUGAGUCCGUCUUUUCUAGCAGGGCUCAGUCCUCGACUUUAAGUUCCUUGAAAUAACUUCUGGGUGUUGUUUUUUAAUUGCAAGUUCCUGUUAAAUACGUGGUAUUGCUUUACAUGUAUCAACCCUUUAUUCAUCAGGACAAACACUGAAGUACAGAAGGGCCAAAAUGCAUGUCCCACCGCAGUGCCUGGCAGCUCUUUGAAGGCUGGAACUUUAUUUUCUUCAGUGAAGUGCUGUGCUCUGAAGGGGACAGGUGUUCAGGGAAUCACAGAAUGGUUUAAGUUGGAAAAGUGCUCCAAGUCCAAGUACUGCCAAGGCCCCAUCAAGACGGCAGGGACUCCACCACUGCCCUGGGCAGUAAUUUUCGCAAUACCCAACCUGACCCUCCCCUGGCACACCUUGAGGCCAUUUCCUCUCAUCCUGUCCCUUGUUCCCUGGGAGCAGAGCCUGACCCCCACCUGGCUCCACCCUCCUGUCGGGGAGUUGCAGAGAGCCAGAAGGUCCCCCCUGAGCCUCCUUUUCUCCAGCCUGAGCCCCCCCAGCUCCCUCAGCCGCUCCUGGUGCUCCAGACCCUUCGCCAGCCCCGACGCUCCUUCCCCCGGCCCCCCGUGUGUGUGUGAGGAGCCGUGAGGGGGAGCGGGGCGGGCGGGGCUCCGGGCGAGGCGGGGCGGCUGAAGGGAGCGGGGCUGGGAGAGGUUGAGGGAGCUGGGCUGAGGGGACCAGGGAGAAGCUGAAGGGAGCCGGGGGAGGCCGAGGGAGCUGGCACUGAGCGAUCGGGGUUGAGGGGAGCGCCCGGCCGGGGCUGGGCAGCGGAGCGGUGGCGGCGUCACUUCGGCUGUCGCUCGGUCGGUCGGGACUCCGGGAGCGAAGAGCAGAUCAGCUCUACAAAACAAGAUGUAUUGGCAAAUCAUUCUGACCAUUCUUGUGCUGUUGGACUUCCUUCAAAUGGCAGUUGCCCAUUGUAUGGUCCAUCCAGUUCCUCCCAGGAACUUUACAUUACCCUGUGUGCUGCUGAAUGAGACAUCUUUGAGCCCUUUCUCUGCCGGAGUUGAGAGUUGGUUUGGUUUGAGGAGAGACCAUCGUAGGACAUCUGAAAUCAAGCCUCUAAUGAAUGAAGAAAGUUUUCUGUGUUGCCUUUGGAGUGACAACAACAUUGAUUGUUCUUUGUACAGAGCGAGCCUGCAGGCAAGGAAGUUUAUUCCUUCAGAAAUAAAUAUCUCUGCUUCUCAAGAAAUAGGUUCAAACUGGAACAUGGAAUGUUGGAUUAAAGGCAAGCUGGACCUGUUAGUUUGUAACCUGCGGGUUUUGAGAUUGUAUUUGAGAGAGGACUUGAAGGUUAAUCUUUUUUAUGCUGGCUCAGAGCUGUCCCUGGGAAAUGUGUCCACGAGCUCUCUCCAGGGGACUGUGAGGAUUGCUCAGUGUGAGUGCACUGAGGAUGACACAUGUGAGUGUCUUGUGCCCUCUCUGAGGCUCAACCACACCUACAUCAUGUGGCUGAAGGUGCUGGUUGGUGUGACACCUCUGUGGUCACCUUUGAUGUCAGUCAACCCCGUUGACAUAGUAAAGCCUGAACCUCCUUUGAACCUGCAUCUGGAAAUGACAGAGGGAGGUCAGGUGAAGAUGUGCUGGUCUGAGCCUGCACUGCUGCCAUACCCUGUGCAGUACCAAGUGAGGAUCUCUGCAAAGCCAGGGCACAGCACUUGGCAGAUGGUUCAAGUUGCUCUGGAAGCCUCACUGGCCAUUGACAAUACCCUACUUGAUUCCUCUUACUUGGUUCAAGUGAGGUGCAGGAAUCACCAGGGUCUGGGGUUCUGGAGUGACUGGAGCACACCAUAUGAUCUCAGUUUGGGAGCUGAAGUCCUGUACUUCCCUCCUCAGAUCCUGGCCAGUGCUGGUUCUAAUGUUUCAUUUCACUGCAUCUAUAAAAACAAAAGCAAGAUUGUAGAGCCCCAGGAGGUUGUUUGGUGGCUGAAUUUAGCAGAAGAAAUCCCAGCCAGUCUUUAUACCCUUGUGAGCGAUCGCGUAAGCAAAGUUACUCUUUUCAACUUGAAAGCAACCAAACCUAGAGGAAGUUUCUUCUAUGACACAUUGUACUGUUGUCACCAAAGUAGGGAAUGUCAUCCUAGAUACGCUGAAUUAUAUGUAGUAGAUAUGAAUAUUAAUAUCACCUGUGAAACAGAUGGAUACUUGACUAAAAUGACUUGCAGUUGGUCUGCAAACCCAAACAUGUUACUACUCCCUGGGAGUUCCUUGCAGUUAAGAUACUACAGGAGCCAGAUUUAUUGUUCUGAGUUUCCAAGCCCAUCUCCAGAAUCAGAGGUGAAAGAAUGCCAUUUGCAGAAGAAUCAUUCCUACGAGUGCACAUUUCAGCCUAUUUUCCUUUUAUCUGGAUAUACUCUGUGGAUAGAGUUCAAGCACUUCCUAGGAACACUUGAAUCCUCCCCAGCCUGUGUCAUUCCAGCAGAUGUGGUGAAGCCGCUUCCCCCUUCCAAUAUCAGAGCAGAACUCACCAGGAAUGUGGGGCUGCUGAACGUGAGCUGGACAAACCCUGUGUUUACAAACAGUGAUCUGAAAUUCCAGAUCCGGUACGCAGUGAACAGGGAAGACAUUCCAUGGGAGCUCUAUGAAGUCUCAAACACCCCAAGCAGCUCAGCUGUGAUAGAAGUUGAGGAGCUCUGUGUGGAGUACGUUGUCCAGGUGCGGUGCAGGGAGCUGGAUGGAUCCGGGUACUGGAGCGAUUGGAGCAGACCAGCCCAAACACUUGUACAGGACAUCAGAGCUCCCUUGCAAGGCCCUGAAUUUUGGAGAAUCGUUACCGAAGAUCCAGCAAGGAGGCAGAAGAACGUUACACUCGUGUGGAAGCCACUGAUGAAGAACCACUCGUUGUGCAGCGUGAGCCGAUACAUCAUAAAGCACCAGACACCAGGGAACACCUCCUGGGUGGAAUAUGUUGAUCAUGGCACCACCUGGUCUUUUCCGUGGACUGAGCACACUCACACCAUCACAGUUUUAGCCAUGAAUUCUAUUGGAGUUUCUUCAGUUAAUUUUAAUUUAACUCUCUCACAGCAAAUGAGCACAGUGGAUGCCGUGCGGUCGCUGAGCGCUUACCCCGUGAACAGCACCUGUGUCAUUGUGGUCUGGACUCUCUCACCCCAAAUCUAUAUGAUAACAUCCUUUGUUAUUGAGUGGAAGAACCUUAACAAAGAAGAGGAGACAAAAUGGGUGCGAGUUCCUCCAAAUAUGAGUAAAUAUUACAUUUAUGAUUACUUUAUUCUGAUUGAGAAGUACCAGUUCAGCCUGUACCCUGUGUUUGCUGGAGGAGUUGGCAGAGCCAGAGCAACAGAUCAGUUUAGCAAAGGUGGAUUUGAAAAUGAGAAUAAUGGCAGCCUCUCCGUGGUUCUGCCAAUAGUUAUUUCAACCUCUGUUUUGUUGCUGGGAGUGUUGCUGGUUUCACACCAAAGAAUGAAGAAGCUGCUUUGGGAGGAUGUUCCAAACCCCAAGAAUUGCUCGUGGGCACAAGGAGUUAAUUUUCAGCAGCCUGAAACUUUUGAGCAUCUUUUUACCAAGCACCCUGAAGCCACCUCAUUUGAACCUCUCCUAGAUGCAGAGAUAGUGCUGGAAGACAUCAGUGUCACCAAAGCCUCAGAAAAAGAAGACACACAAGAUUUUUUAGGAAUUGCUUCCACAUUUCCAAACCCCCAAGACUCUGAACGUGACUCUGCUUGCUCGAGCAGCCACUUCAACAGCAGCAGCUCCUCCCAGAGCUCCCAGGAGGUGCAGGGCAGUGGAGGAAUUGACCUCAAAUAUGCGACUGUUGUCGGCAACUCCCGAUCCGAUGGGCUUUGCGAGUGGAAAAUGAAUCCAAGGAGUUGUUUUGAUCGAUGCUUCUUAGCAGAAGAUUCCACGGUUUCAGGUGCCUUCUCCAGUAGCACUUGGGAGGUGGGAAGUGGAGUGUUUCUGGUGUUCCCUGGCUCACCGGGCAGGCAGCCCAGCAAGACCCUGUCCCUUAUCUCUUCAGAGGGAUUUUCAGAGCCUUCUGACCAUGACGAUGCUUUCACGGACAGUCUUGAGCGGAGCCUGUGUUACCUUGGGAUAACACCAUUGGAAAAAAGAGAAAAUGGUAUUUUUCUAACAGAAAGUUCUGAGAUGCUGUGUCAGUUCCAUACAAGGAAUCUGCUCACAGACACGGGAGUUCUUCAGCACACACCGACGGAUGUCCAUGGGUUUAUCCAAAGUAGCCUCAAGCCCAAAGCCAUGGUGCCAUAUGUGCCACAGUUUGGGAUGGCUGCUGCCAAGGGAAAGGAGGCCACAGAGAAAAACUCUGCUGUCAUCACACCAUAAUUUGAGACUACUAGUGGUUUUUUAGGUGUUGAUGCAUUCCCCUGUUUUUCCCUCUCCUGACUUCCUCCAGGAGCUCUCCUCUCUUGGAGCUGGGUUCUAUAUUUAAGUGCCAGGAUUUAAGUAGGAAAAAAUUCCAUUCCUUGACCUGAUUUUCAAAUGUGAGGCCUUCCUUUAGAGAUCUGAUUUUCCAAGUUACCUCAGGUACCAUGUUACCUGUUGCUGGUGCCUGUUAGAGGUGUUAUGUCUGACGACUCCAGUGAAGAAUUGGACUUGAAAUCAGAUUGGGUGCUGUAGACAUUGAGGUGAGAGGCUUUGGGAGAUUCCCAAACACUCCUCAAGGGCUCAGAAGGAUUCAACACCAUCCACCAAAUGAACCCAAUGCCUUUCUUGUACAGUCACUGACUGUCCUUUUGUCUUGGUGUGGGUUCCAUCCAGUUCUGUAGCCUUGGGCUUCUCUCCAUUUCUUGUUGUCCAACAGUUUUCCCCUGGGGAGAGCACGUGUAUUGGCAGCACAGACCCAUGCACACAUCUUCUCUCUGUUUAGGAGUGAAGUGUCUCCUCAAACUGCAUUCAGAGAGCUUGUUCUGGUUUUAGGGUUCACCUGGGGACCCCAAGGAUGAGGGAGCAAGGAGUGACCUAAUAUGUAGACUGAAAUAUUUAUAUGGGAGGUGGUUUUGGGGGGGGAAGCUUCAUUUCACUGGGAAUGACUUGUGACACCAAGUUGAGCUGGAUGUGGUUGGAAGGAAGGGGUCAAGCAGUGAAAGGCUCAGGGAAGCCUCAAGAAGAGGAAGAGAAUAAAAAUUCUUAAGUUUCCAUUAGUUGUGGGUGUUACCUGGAUAAACUGAUGUUUGGAAGUUAAACAUCCACACUUUUGUUGUUGAACACGAGAUUCCAGUACAAAUGGUACUACCAUAAAACUGACAUCUCUCCCAACCACUUUCCUAAGAUUCUGCAGUAGAAAAGACGGGAAUUUGAUCCAAGGACCCUGUAUUUUUGAUCUUGUCUGAACUAACCUGUCUGUAUGGACUUGGAGAAGUCAGUUUGCCUCCACAACCCUGCUCCACUCAGCCAGAAAUCUCCAGGUGGGAGAAAAAUCAGGUCUUGGAGAAGUCAGUUUGCCUCCACAGCCCUACUACAGUCAGUGGGAAAGCUCCAGGUGGGAGGAAAAUCAGGUCUUGCAUUCUGGCUGUAUUUUCUGAGAUAACCAGGUAAAAAAGCCCAUACCUAUUUGCAAGCCAAAUCUGUUGUUUUUGGUUUUUUUUACUUCAUAGUUGGUAAAUAUUUUUGUACAUGUGCCUUUUCAGAGAACUAUUUUGAGGAGCUAAGAAGUAUGAAUUUAUUGUGUAUUCCAAAGCUAAAUCUCUGUGAAACUUAACAGAGGCAAAACCAAAAGUGCAAAACCCAGUGUCAAUAGUAAAAACCAAAGUGAGUGUGAAUUUAAGACCAGCUUAACACAAAACCCAGCUGCUGGUUUUUUUGGACAAGCUGCUGACCUGGCUCUUGUGGGCUGCUUUGUUUCUAAUGUUGACUGUGAUGCAGAUCUGAUGUUCUGGUUUCAAAAAUAUUGUGUGUGGCGAGGGAUUAAAAGAUGUUUUCUGUUGAGGACCCCAAAA